AAUUCGACGCGUCGGACGCGACGCGCUUGUCACUCUUGACUUUCAUCCUCUCUUCAAGCCAUCGUCCUCGGCUGUCACCUUCACGUUAUACGAGUCCCGAUUAGACAUCGCGUUUUUAUCAUGUCGUCCAUACCAGACUUUCUAGCUAAACAGCUAUUCAUUGAGAAGAACGUGGUUACGUAUCGAUCUCUGAGCCGUCAGUUCAAGAUUCAUGUGAAUGUCGCAAAGAACGAACUUGCCACCUACCACGCUACACCACAGUCUUCAGCAGAACAAUCCUACGCGACUUACAUCAUCUCUGGAGAACUUUUCCCCAGAGCUUCUUCCCAACCUCUUUCGACAGAGGAUGAUACUCAGAUGGACGUGGACGAGCCUCAGGAGGGUCAGGAAGAUGAGCCGGAGGUCGAUUCAGAUCUUGUACCUCAAGUGAAAAUUACAUUGGUUGGGGAGAAGGAUCUUGAACAGGCCAAGACACAAUACGCCCGUAUAUUUUCUGAGCACAUAUAUUGUCUAUCACCCUCGCCUUUGGUCGAUUCUAGUCUCAUCUGUGCGCCGUCGGCCAAUAUUUACAAGGCGGAUGCAAAGUUGUCUCCAGAACAGUCGAUACUGCUAGGUCGUGUUGUCGGCCCGGAUGUGAAGAUUGGGAAAGUGCAACCCCUGCCAGCUGCUUCAUCCAAAGGCAAAGCACCUGCGACUACUACUGUACGAAAGCCAGGUCUUGCAGCGUCGGCUUCGUUAUCCAAAGUCAAGGAAGAGCCAAAAGCGGAAAGUAUCAAGGCCGAGAAGAAGGCUGAUGAAGUCAAGCCAAAGGAUUCGAAGUCUCCUCCAGUAAUCUCGAAACCCAAACCCAGCGGAAAGCUUGACUUCAGUAAGGCUAAAGCGAAAGCGAAGGAGGAAAAGAAGACUGUCAAGGAGGAGGAACCCUCAGAGCGGGAGAAGACUGAACCAAUCUUCAAGAUCGGACCACCGUCGAGGGCGAAGAGAGAAACAAAGGGGAAAUCUACUGCAAGCAAGAAACCUGUCAAGCGCGAGAGCAGCAGUUCCGCGACAUCUCCUUCAGAGCCACCCCCAAGGCGAGGAACGAAACGCAAAUCCGCGAUGCCUAUUGACUCUGAUUCCGAACAGUCUGCAGUAACAGAGACACCGGCACCAAGUGGACCUUCACGUUCAAUUUCUCCCGUUCCUAAGUCAAGGGGUAAAGCUAAAACAGCGGCAGUGAAAGUGAAGAAGGGCAUCGUAUUGUCAGACGACGAGGACGAUGAAGAUGAAGAUAACCUCAAGGAAAGUAAGGUGUCUAAGUCGUACGGAAGGAAGAAGACAGUGAUUAAGGAGGUGGAUCCAAGCCUGAGCGCCAUGAUGGACAUGGACGAUGAUUCAGUGAUCAAGCAUCCUAGACGAGUCACUCCUCCGCCUCCAUCAGAUACUGAGCAGACAGACGAGCCAGACGAAGAUGUUGCUAUGGAGGAUGAUGAGGACUUGCCAAAACCUAUACCCAAGAAGAAGAAGGUGAAGAAGGCGAUCCCAGUAGGCCGGAAUGGGCUCAAGAAGAGACGAGUGGUCAAGAGUCGCAUGACAACCGAUGCGAAGGGAUACAUUAGUGCGUUUACUAUUCCAAUCAACAUUAAGACGCUCGCUCUCAACUGCCACUUUCAUUCUGCAGUCACGGAGGAUUACUCUGAAUACGAGUCCGUGGAUGAGGAAGAGCCGGAAGAACCUAAGCCAAAAGCGAAGAAACCCGCUGCUAGGGGAAAGAAAUCGGACUCUGAAGAGAAAUCAUCGAAGGUGAGCUCGAAAGAGAAAGGAGGCAAAUCUAGUGCUGCGACAAAGGGCUCGAAGUCAGGAACAUCGUCUAAAGUGAAAAAGACGAUGUCUGGAGGGCUGAUGGAUUUCUUCGGAAAGAAGUAGGACUAUGCGUUUGUAUCCUAGCUUGAAACCUCAUUCGACGUUUGUGUAACCUUAGUCUUCAAUGCAUUAAAAGAGCAUAAGCAAUGAUACGUUUAUGCAGAUUGACCAUUGUAUCCAAGCAAAAAAACAAUGAGACGCUAUAG
Molecule: messenger RNA, 2048 nt
Organism: Somion occarium
Lineage: Eukaryota; Fungi; Basidiomycota; Agaricomycetes; Polyporales; Cerrenaceae
Source: the annotation of a GenBank genome assembly